This is a messenger RNA of Penicillium angulare, 1107 nucleotides long. Its product is annotated as mitochondrial 37S ribosomal protein mS45. Bases 1 to 1107 code for a protein of 368 amino acids. NCBI's taxonomy places the organism in Eukaryota, Fungi, Ascomycota, Eurotiomycetes, Eurotiales, Aspergillaceae. Gene Ontology annotation, molecular function: structural constituent of ribosome. Gene Ontology annotation, biological process: mitochondrial translation. The transcript is spliced from 3 exons. The record is from RefSeq and is a predicted model, not a curated record. Gene Ontology annotation, cellular component: mitochondrial small ribosomal subunit.
AUGGCGCCCCGGAUACAGAGCCAGCGUGUCUCCAACACCCUCCUCCCCUAUCUUACUUCCUCUUCUUCCACCUCCUCUCCAUCCUUCAACACAUCAUUAUGCUCCCCCUCACAAUCAUUAGCCCGCCAAUUCUCGGCUACGGCAGCUCCACAGACCAAGCUCCGCAGACAAAUGUUUGAGUGGCUUAAUACUGAUGGAGUCAAUUAUAAGCACCACGUCCCUGGUGAAAUGAAUUAUUUGGUCAAAGGUCGACGGGAUCCUGAUAACCCUCCUUCGAACCGACCCUUCCCGAAUAACCGAAACUUCGUCAGCGAGAGCGUUCUCAGUGAGGAACUCCGAAAUGAGGUUUACGUGCAGGUCGUGGACCAGAAGAAGAGCGUUCGCGCUGUUAGUGUUGAAUUUGGCAUUGACAUGAAGCGGAUCGCGGCAGUAGUACGAUUGGUGGAGCUUGAGCGUAGACAACGAUCACAGGGAAAGUCAAUGGCGAUGCCAUACGCUCGGGCAGUUCACGAAAUGGUUCCGCUUACUCCGCUUGCUGAGCGCCCAGUAUUCCACGAGCCUAUCAAUGAUCUCCCUGCCCAUCCUUCCACGGGUGCUCAGAUUUUCUAUCCUACAACCGAAUCUCGCUCCUUCACUCGCAUCGAUGCUGGUCGCGUGUUCUCUGCUGCCCCGGAGCUGGAGAACUGUAAUAAAUCGAGAUUCUCUCACCCCUCCGACCUUGCCGACAUCGUCUUCAAGAAGCCCCGAAAGAUUGAGUGGGUUGGCAAGGGUGACAACGCACGCCAGGUCCUCCAACCUGCCGAUGUGCGGAUUCCCCACCCACAACAGCGCCGUGCGGUCAUUGAUCGCCACGCUAAGCGUCUCGCAGAGCAAGAGAAGGUUGAGCAGAAGCAACGUGAGCGAAGCAAGGAAAUUCGCGAGAAACGUAUUAAUCACGUUGAGCCUGAAGGAGGACGCUUCGAUUUCCGUAUCCAAGAUGCCGUCUUCAGCAACCAGACUGUCGGCCAUGAUGGUCGUGCCCCCUGGGCUCCUGGUCGCCGUUACGGUGUUCCUACCAAUGACCGCAAGCGCGGCGUUGUCAAAAUUCCCACCCGCGUGGAGGCUUAA